CUGGCUCUUCCCGUCUCCAUUCGCGCGGAGGACCGCGAGCGCCUGGAGCUAGUCCAGGUUAGGUAUGGGGCGCCGGGAUCCUGGUCCCGGAUCAGUGGGGCCCCUCGCAGCACCCUCGCAAUUAACCCUACGUCUCCACACCCUCGAGUGACUAGUUUAGUCUCCCUAUAACCCCCGGCGACGAGUCCGGCAGCGUGCCCAUUCUUCACGCAGCGCCGGGAAGGACUUUCGAAGAGUUGGGAAUUCUACUUGCAAGCCAGCACCAAGAGGGCAAAGAUUUUUGCCUGUAUUGUUCCUUGCUGUGUCCCCAGUGCCUAGAAAAGCAAAUGACAAUGUGGCUGGAGGUGGGGGGCCUACUACGGGGGACCUGUGGACAGUGGGGCCGGACUACUGGUCUGCCUUGUGGGGCCCUGGGGCCUGGGCCCCUCUGCUGGGGGCCAUGUGGGGGUCCUUGGACCCAAAAGCUUCACCAGGAUGGGCCUGGCAGGGGCCUGGGUGAGGAAGACAUUCGCAAGGCACGGGAGGCCCGGAUCAGGAAGACAGCCCGGCCCCAGCUGAGUGACCGUUCUCGAGAGCGCAAGGUGCCCACCUCCCGCGUCAGCCGCUUGGCCAACUUUGGGGGACUGGCUGUGAGAUUGGGGCUGGGAGCACUAGCUGAGAUGGCCAAGAAGUCCCUGCCCGGAGGACGUGUACAAUCAGAGGGAGGCUCCCGGCCGGGCUCCAGCUUUUUCCUUUCGGAGGCCAAUGCCGAGCGGAUUGUGCAGACCUUGUGUACGGUUCGGGGGGCUGCCCUCAAGGUUGGCCAAAUGCUCAGCAUCCAGGACAACAGCUUCAUCAGCCCCCAGCUGCAGCGCAUCUUCGAGCGGGUUCGCCAGAGCGCCGACUUCAUGCCCCGUUGGCAGCUGCAGAGAGUUCUGGAAGAGGAGCUCGGCAAGGACUGGCAGGCCAAGGUGGCCUCUCUGGAGGAGGUGCCCUUUGCUGCUGCCUCAAUCGGGCAGGUGCACCAGGGCGUGCUGAGGGAUGGGACAGAGGUGGCCGUGAAGAUCCAGUAUCCAGGCGUCGCCCAGAGCAUCCAGAGCGACAUCCAGAACCUGCUGGCGGUGCUCAAGAUAAGCGUGGCCGUGCCGGAGGGCCUGUUUGCAGAGCAGAGCCUGCAGGCCUUGCAGCAGGAGCUGGCUUUGGAAUGUGACUACCGUCGUGAGGCGGCUUGUGCCGAGAACUUCAGGCAGCUGUUGGCAGACGACCCCUUCUUUCGGGUGCCAGCUGUUAUUCAGGAGCUGUGCACGACGCGGGUGCUGGGCAUGGAGCUGGCUGGAGGGGUCCCGCUGGACCAGUGCCAGGGCUUGAGCCAGGACAUCCGGAACCAGAUCUGCUUCCAGCUCCUGAGGCUUUGUCUUCGGGAGCUGUUUGAGUUCCGAUUCAUGCAGACGGACCCCAACUGGGCCAACUUCCUGUAUGAUGCCUCCAGCCACCAGGUGAUCUUGCUGGACUUUGGUGCAAGCCGGGAAUUUGGGACUGAAUUCACAGACCAUUAUAUCGAGGUGGUGAUGGCUGCAGCCAACGGAGAUAGAGACCGGGUCCUGCAGAAAUCACGAGACCUCAAAUUUCUCACAGGCUUUGAGACCAAGGCAUUCUCGGACGCCCACGUGGAGGCCGUGAUGAUCCUGGGGGAGCCCUUCGCCACCCAGGGCCCCUACGACUUUGGAGCGGGUGAUACUGCCCGCCGUGUGCAGGGCCUCAUCCCUGUGCUGCUGCAGCACCGGCUUCGCCCACCGCCUGAAGAGACCUAUGCCCUGCACAGAAAGCUGGCGGGGGCUUUCCUGGCCUGUGCCCGCCUCCAUGCCCACAUCGCCUGCCGGGACCUCUUCCAGGACACCUACCACCGCUACUGGGCCAGUCGCCAGGCAUAGCCACUGCCCGAAGCCUCCUAACCAGAGGGAUGUCUGCUCCAACCCCUCAGAGACUCCAUCUCGGGAUUCCAGCCCCAUAGCAGGCCAUCCCCUGCUCUGAGGCCUCCUUCCCUCUCUGCUGCAGGUCUGGGGACCCACCUUGGGCUUGGGACUAGGGAACUCCAGCUUCAUAGCCCCGUAUCCUGCUCUCCCCACUCCAAAGGGAGCAUCCAGGAACUCCACCCAGCUAUUAAUUUAUGUCUGCCAACAUGUGAGAGAGCCUUAGGCCCCUCCGCACUGCCAUUGUGGAGAUCAGACUCACCUAGACGGGGAGCCCCUGACCUCUGCGUCAGGUCUCCCCCAGAUGUGGCCGGUGUUUGAAUCUUUGGUCCUAAUAAAAGUGGCCCUCCCCUUC
Molecule: messenger RNA, 2304 nt
Organism: Delphinapterus leucas (beluga whale)
Lineage: Eukaryota; Metazoa; Chordata; Mammalia; Artiodactyla; Monodontidae
Gene: COQ8B
Product: coenzyme Q8B
Biological process (GO): ubiquinone biosynthetic process
Source: RefSeq, a predicted model, not a curated record